CCUAGUUAGUCCCUUAAACCCUGAAUCUCACCGUCCCACGCAUCCUGUGGAUACAAUAGACGAGCAAAAAACAUGGCAAGGCGCUGCAUAUCGUUUUCGAGGACUCUUCUCUCUAGCAGUAGACCAUCAACAGUCAAUUCCUCUCCAAGUGUACAAUCCCUUCUCGGCCAGCGCCUUCAGUCUCGCCGUUCUCUUUCCACCAUACUCACAAGGACUAAUGGGGUACUGGGUUGCACCCAAUCGCUGCUACCGCUUCACAGCGCGGUCGCAGCUAGCCGUCUGACAUCACACAUCCAAAUGGAGGCGCGCACUUGCUGCCAGCUGUCUCAGGGACCGCAGUACAGGACAUGCGAUUGGCACAUGUCGUGAAUUAGAAGGCCUUUACUACCUUAACUCACUCAAUCCUUCUACAGCAUGUCUAGUUACAGAUCCUCCAAACCUAAUUCACAGACGUUUAGGACAUCCGAGAUUAUCCAAGCUUCAGAAGAUGGUGCCUAGUUUAUCUAGUUUGUCUACAUUAGAUUGUGAGUGAUGUCAGCUUGGGAAACAUACCCGAGCCUCAUUUCCGCGUAGUGUUGAGAGUCAUGUAGAGUCUGUUAUCUUUAGUUCAUUCUGGUAUAUGUGGUCCUAGUAAACUCAGUUCUUGGGAUUUCGUUAUUUUGUUAGUUUUAUUAAAGGUUAUUAAAGAUGUACUUGGCUUUUCUUAAUGAAAGAUCGUUCUGAGU
Molecule: messenger RNA, 725 nt
Organism: Nicotiana attenuata
Lineage: Eukaryota; Viridiplantae; Streptophyta; Magnoliopsida; Solanales; Solanaceae
Exons: 3
Coding region: 73-369 (98 amino acids)
Source: RefSeq, a predicted model, not a curated record